AUGUUGUCUCAAGGGGAAAUAUUAAGAAAUCCAUCUAGAACAAGACUUCAGAAGCCUCCAAAAAAUACAUCAGAAAAUAAAGGAUGGUGGUAUAAGGUUACUAUAUUCCUAACAUGCCUGAUUCCAAAUUUCAUGCUUAGAUGCUUUGGAAUGGCAACUCCCGAAGUACAGCAUGCAUGGAGAGAAAAGGUGGCUUUGUGCAUUUGCAUAUUCUUCUGCUGGGUUGUCUUGGCUUUUAUUACAUAUGGAAUGAACACAAUUAUUUGUAAAGGAAAUACUCAAUAUGUUGCAUCUAGGUUGAAGAGAGAUGGAUUCGACGGAAAUAUUGUCAUAGCAAACGGGGGAAUAUAUUAUACAGAUGAUGAAUAUGCAUUUGGAGAAAACCACACACAUGUAUUUGAAAAGAAUAGUAACGCAUGCAAGCUUGCGUUUGGAAGACAGUUGGUAAGCGGGACUGAGGACAUUGAUGAGCUAGAAAGAAUAAAUGACAUUUAUUGGGACUGGGGGGACAUAAUGAGAAAGGGAAUGAUAGUUGUUGGCAAUAAGGUUUAUGAUCCUUCACACUGUUCUGAAUCUUUAUUUGAAGAAUUUAAUAACAAAUAUGCUGGGACAGAAGGAAAGCCUGAUUUUGACAUAGAUGAGUGGAGAUGUUAUCAGGAUACGUUUUAUGCUGGAAAGGUUGCCACGAAGACUCCUGGAUGUCUUCUUGCCGAUACGGUAUUCUGGAUCACAACUAUUUCUAUCUUUGGGCUAAUUAUCACGAAGUUUUCGCUAGGGUUUUUCUACUCUUGGUAUGCCAAGAGGAUGCCUCGGGCCGGGCCUAAUAUAACGCCUUGUAUAUUGUUAGUUACAUGUUAUAGUGAAGGAAAGGAUGGAAUAAAAAAUACUUUGGAUAGUCUUUGUAAGCAAGACUAUGGAUAUGAUUACAAGAUGAUUGUAGUAAUAUGCGAUGGGGAAAUAAUUGGAUCUGGAAAUGAGAUGAGCACACCAGAUAUAGUUCUGAGUUUGUCUGAUGUCGACAGAAAUGCGGAGCCCAAGAGUUAUAUAUCUCUUACUCAUGGAGCCAAGCGUCACAACCGAGCUAAAGUCUAUGCUGGAUAUUACCAUGUAAAGGAGGAAAUAAAGAGCACACGGCAUAGAUGCUGGCCAUGCUUUGGAAGGCAGGAGGACACCACUGAAGUUAGGAAUUACAAGACAAGGAUCCUUAUAAUCAAUAAAUGUGGGAAUCCUGAAGAGACAUUCAAGGCUGGGAACAGAGGAAAAAGAGACAGCCAGGUGAUUCUGAUGUCAUUUUUUUCGAGGCUGAUUUAUGGAGACAGGAUGACUGAGCUAGAUUUUGAAAUAUACCAGAAGAUGAAGCUUCUAAUGCCGCAUAUGGAUCCUGAGGACUUUGAGUGUAUAUUGAUGGUUGAUGCAGACACAAUUGUGAAGCCUGAUGCUCUUUCUAUCAUGGUAAAUGUUUUUGAAACCGACCAGAAGGUUAUUGGGAUAUGUGGAGAAACGAUGAUCUUGAAUAAGUUUGAGAGUUGGGUCACCAUGAUACAGGUUUUUGAGUACUAUAUCAGCCACCACCUCAACAAGGCAUUUGAGUCAGUAUUUGGUGGUGUUACAUGUCUUCCUGGAUGUUUCUGUAUGUACAGAAUAAAGAUAGUUACAAAUCAGCAGGGACAGCUGCUGUCGGGGCCAUCUAAGUCUCGUAUUGGGGCACAGAGGUUUAAUAAUGUAAAGUCUAUUCUAAGCUCGUCUCUGGAAAAGAGUCUCUGCCUUCCUAUUCUUGCAAAUCCUGCAAUUAUAAAUGCUUAUUCUGUUCUUGAGGCAAAGACUUUACACCAAAAGAAUCUUUUACAUCUGGGAGAAGAUAGGUAUUUAACGACUCUAUUGCUAAAAAACUUUUACAGAAGAAAACUUGUGUUUAUUCCAGCAGCCAAGUGUGAGACAUAUGUUCCCGGGGAAUUUGGAGUUCUUCUCAGCCAAAGAAGAAGAUGGAUCAACUCAACCAUACACAAUUUAUUUGAGCUUGUCCAGGUCAACAACCUAUGCGGGGCCUUUUGUUUUUCCAUGCAACUUGUUGUGGUAAUGGAGUUGUUUGGGACGCUGGUAUUGCCAGCUGCCAUCAUCUUUACAUUUGUUAUGAUUGCGGUGUCAAUACUGAUUGAGCCUGCUUGGGUUCCUUUGAUUAUGCUUGUUGGUAUUUUUGGUUUACCUGCCAUACUGAUACUAAUUACGACAAUGGAAGUCCAAUAUGUAUUCUGGUGCUUGAUCUAUAUAUUGUCCAUCCCUAUCUGGAACCUUGUCCUCCCCACAUAUGCUUUCUGGCAUUUUGAUGACUUCACAUGGGGUGACACCAGAAAGGUUGAUGGGGAAAAAGGAGAGGAUGAGGAUGGUGUGUUUGAUCACACAAAGGUCAAAAUGCGAGAGCUUGGGGAGUUUCUUAAUGAAGCAAAUAAAUGA
This is a messenger RNA of Encephalitozoon romaleae SJ-2008, 2451 nucleotides long. Its product is annotated as chitin synthase 1. Gene Ontology annotation, cellular component: cell septum; cell periphery. Gene Ontology annotation, molecular function: chitin synthase activity. The coding region runs from base 1 to 2451 and encodes 816 amino acids. The record is from RefSeq and is a predicted model, not a curated record. The transcript has a single exon. Lineage: Eukaryota; Fungi; Microsporidia; Unikaryonidae.